AUGCCUAAGGCGAAGAAGAAGUUUAUAGACCGUAAGAAAGCAGUCACUUUUAAUUUGGUUCAUAGAUCUCAAAGAGAUCCUCUUGCAGCUGAUGAAACAGCACCUCAACGUGUUUUAGUUCCUGUAAAUGCCAAUAUACCAUCUAGAAAGGAAAAGGAACUAGAACUAACACCAGAACAACAAAAAGAGGAACAACGUAAAUAUGGUAUCUACUUUGAUGAUGAUUAUAACUACUUGCAGCAUUUGAAGGAUACAAAAGAGGUCACUUUAGUGGUACAGCCUAAACCAAUACAUAAAAGAAAUCAGACAACUUCUCAAGAAAAUGAGCAAGUUAAAGAGGAAGAAAUUAAAGAAAAAUUACAAUUUCCAAGCUCUGUAUUUGCGUCUGAAGUGGAAGAAAAUGUUGGUUUAUUGAAUAAGGCUGCAUCACAAGGUCUCUGUUUGGAUUUGGAUCCCGAAGUAGUUGCGGCUCUAGAUGAAGACUUUGAUUUUGAGGACCCAGACAAUGAGCUGGAAGAUAACUUUAUAGAACUAGCUAUGGGUGAAGGUUCAGGUGAUGAGGAUGUUGAUGAUGAAGAUGACAGUAUGGGAAGUGAUGAUGACUCCAAUGAAGCCUUUGGCUCUGAUGAUGAACUUGAUUCUGAUGAUGACUCACAGGAUAGAGCACGACCGCGUAUGGCUGAGUGGAGUAACAAAGAUGACACAAAGUCACGUUUUUCACAAUAUUCCAUGUCAUCUAGUGUCAUUCGUCGUAACCAGGGGUUGUCCUUGCUUGAUAACAGAUUCGAAAGAAUGUUUGCCGAGUAUGACGACACAGAAGUGGGACCAUUAGAUUUAGAUGAAAUAGAAGGAUACCUGCCAGAAACGCAUAACAUGUUGCUAGAUGCGGCAAAAGAGUUUGAAGAGUCACAGAAGAAAUACCAUUUGGAUAAGGAGAAGGAGAUUGCUAGAUUACGCCGUUUACAAGAGAUUGAAGAAGAGUCAGAAGAUGAUCUUGAAACAGUUGAAGUUGAACCAAAAGAUAAAUGGGACUGCGAGACCAUACUAUCCACAUAUUCCAACCUUUACAAUCACCCUAAACUUAUUGAGGAGCCUAAAAAAUCACGGAAAAUUAAAAUUAAUACAAAAACAGGUCUUCCGGAAGAUACACUAGGAAAAGAUAAUAAGUUGACAAUGAAAUCUCUUGCAAAGUUUAAUGCAAUAAAUAAAGAACAAUGUGUUAGUUCAGAUGAUGACGGGGAGACUAAUGCAGAGACAAUUCUGUCUACCCUCAGCGUUUUAUCUAUUAGGCCUAAGGAUGAAACUCCCGAAGAGAAAAAAGAACGCAAGCGCCUCCUCAAAGAAUACAGGAAGGAAAGGAGAAUAGAGAAGAAGGCAAACAAAGAAGCUUUUAAGGAGGAAAAGAAGCGACAAGAGAAGAUAAUGUUGAAUAACAGAAAUAACGUGCAGGGAAAUAAAAUAUUAUAA
Leptosia nina is the source of this 1467-nucleotide messenger RNA. The record is from the annotation of a GenBank genome assembly. Lineage: Eukaryota; Metazoa; Arthropoda; Insecta; Lepidoptera; Pieridae.